Scheffersomyces coipomensis is the source of this 671-nucleotide messenger RNA. It is a transcript of the gene RPL32, whose product is annotated as 60S ribosomal protein eL32. The coding region runs from base 85 to 480 and encodes 131 amino acids. Gene Ontology annotation, biological process: translation. Gene Ontology annotation, cellular component: cytosolic large ribosomal subunit; ribosome. The record is from RefSeq and is a predicted model, not a curated record. The transcript is spliced from 2 exons. Gene Ontology annotation, molecular function: structural constituent of ribosome. Lineage: Eukaryota; Fungi; Ascomycota; Pichiomycetes; Serinales; Debaryomycetaceae.
GAAAAAAUUUUAAAUAGUUAAAAAUUAAUUAAUUAAAUUCUCUUUUCUAUUUCCUUUAGAAUUAGUAUCAACAUUAGAUCAAAGAUGGCUGCUUCUGUUCCUCACCCAAAGAUCGUUAAGAAAUACACCAAGAAAUUCAAGAGACAUCACUCUGAUAGAUAUCACAGAGUCUCUGAAAAUUGGAGAAAGCAAAAAGGUAUUGAUUCAUGUGUUAGAAGAAGAUUCAGAGGUACCAUUCCUCAACCAAACAUUGGUUACGGUUCUAACAAGAAAACUAAAGGUUUAUCUCCAUCUGGUCACAAAGUCUUUUUAGUUAAAAAUAUUAAAGAUUUAGAUGUCUUAUUAUUACACACUAAAACUUAUGCUGCUGAAAUUGCUCACAAUAUCUCUUCUAAAAAUAGAGUUGAUAUCAUUUCUAAAGCUAAAAAAUUAGGUGUUAAAGUUACUAAUCCAAAAGGUAGAUUAGCUUUAGAAGCUUAAAUUUAGUUUUGAACAAAAGUAUCAUCAUAAUAAAUAAAUAUCACAAAUCACAAACAAAUCUCCCAUAAUUUCUUUAUGUAUAAAAUUAAUAUAUUAUAGUCAUUAAAUAUAAAAUAUUUUUAAAAAAAUUAUUAUUAAAAAUGGUUCUUAAAUGUAGAUCUGUAUAAUUUCUUUACAAAUUGAAUGAAUGA